CACCUCGCAGUCCCAACAAUUUUCGUGUCUUGUUUCAGUGUCAAUAGUGUCAGUGUAUGCCCGUGUUGUGAACUUUCAGUGUAUAGUGUUCAAUUGGAUGCACACCUCAUAGCCCAGCUUGAAUGAUGCUCGGAGAGUUCGACACACCCUUCGGGCCUCAGCCUCUCUUCACACCGGAUUCUCCCGAACGUUCUUCGGAUCUGGAACAUGACAACUUUACCAACAGUAUGCUGUGUAUACAGGAAGAGUUGGGCCAGCUAAGUGUGGGCGCUCCGCCUAUCCAGGUACAGACACAGUCUAGCUCGGACUUCUCUGUUUCUACGUUCAAUGAGACGGCCGGCAAUAGUCUGCCGCCGGGCAAGGAGGGGUGGAUAGACGGACUACUCGGCUGUCUCAGACCCGUCUGGACCAUCAUCGGGAAGGCUGCGGCCAAUGAGAUCAAAGGUCACAGACCUGAUGACUGGGAAAUACCUUUUGAAAUGAUCAGUGAGCUACAUUGGCUGGGAUCAGGAGCGCAAGGGUACGUGUACAGAGGGAGGCUGAAAAAUGAAUACGUCGCUGUCAAAACUGUUAGAGAACAGAAAGAAACUGACAUCAGGCAUCUUCGUAAACUCAACCAUCCCAACAUUGUACAGUUCAAAGGUGUUUGCACGCAGGCCCCUUGCUACUGUAUCGUGAUGGAGUAUUGUCAGUACGGGCCGCUGUACAACCUGCUGAAGGAAGGGGAGGAGAUCCCGCCCCAGCGACUGGUGACGUGGGCCAAGCAGAUAGCGGCCGGCAUGCAGUACCUGCACUCCAACAAGAUCAUUCACCGCGAUCUCAAGAGUCCCAAUGUUCUCAUUGGAUCUGAGGAAAUAGUGAAGAUUAGCGACUUUGGGACGAGUCGACAGUGGAACGAGAUAAGCACAAAGUUCAGCUUUGCUGGGACGGUGGCUUGGAUGGCUCCAGAGAUCAUCAGGAACGAGCCUUGCUCAGAGAAGGUUGACAUAUGGUCGUACGGAGUGGUCUUGUGGGAACUUCUCACCUGUGAGACGCCCUACAAAGACGUAGACUCGUCAGCCAUCAUCUGGGGUGUCGGCAACAACUCCCUGCACCUCCCCAUCCCCUCGUCUUGUCCUGAAGGCUUCCGUCUGUUGAUCAAACAGUGUUGGAGUGCCAAGCCUCGUAACCGACCCAGCUUCAAACACAUCCUCAUACAUUUGGACAUUGCCGCCUCGGAGGUCCUAAGCAGCUCACCGGAGGACUACUUUAAAACCCAAGCUUCAUGGAAGAAAGAAGUGCAAACCCACAUGGAGCAGAUGAAGUCAAGCGGAACUCAUCAACCGAAAUUUGAGUCUGAGGACUUAAUAAAAAAGCGGGAAGAGGAGCUGAAACACGUCAGAGACAUUCAGGAACAUUACAGGAGGAAGCUGGAGAGAGUCAAUGAGUUGUACUCGGACCUAAAAACCGUCCUUCAGCGGGUGAAGGAGCGGGAGCAACAAGUGUCCAAGAGAGAGAAGCAGUGGAUGAUCCAUAAGAGUGGCAAGAGGAGAUUCGCCCGGCCGCCGCUGCUGAGGGCACAAGUCCAGCGAGGGGAAGCAACGAAUAUUAACUCUCCCGACAGCCUCACUACCAGUCCUGAAUCUCCCCAACACAGCCCUGUGAAGGUGUCACUGUAUGCCCAGUUAAACAGCAACGCUCACCCCGAGUCUGUUGUUUUGCCAUACGCAGUUAUGCCGAGACCUAGGAAAGUGAGGCUGCGGAAAGACAGUCUCGUCCCGUCCCCUCGACAUAGCCCUGCCAGGGAAAACAAGGCUAUCGUAGAGAGCAGCAGUGACGAGGAGCCUAGCGUAGUUCACACGGAGACUCAGACAGAGGCGAUGGACAUCAGUGACUCAACUCCUCGGUCUCCACUCAGCCCUACAGACAGUCUCAACGGCAACGUGGAGCCUUCCAAUCAGAUGUCGGAGAGUACCGUGAAGGAGCGAGUCAGUGAUGACGACAACCUAGAGCAGCUGGGACGCAAAGUGAGCGAGAUCCUUCACAAUGGCAACCCUCACUCACACACACCCGACAGCUCUGACGACCACGACUUCAUGUACACCCUGCGCAGGAAGAGUAUCGGAAGACGACCUAUUGGCCCAGGACGGCGAGCCAGUCGACUGAAGAUGAGCGCAGCGUGCCCACUGUCUGAUGAAGACAACACUUCAGAUCGUAGCAACAGUCGUAGCUCGACACUGGACAGCAAUCCUCCUUUAAAGUUUGUGAUCGAUAUGUUUGUGCAGAGGGCAGGCAGUGACGGCAAUUCAAGUUCGGACUCAGAAGCCCUAACAAUCUCCAGUCAACUCCCGGUCGCAUAGUUUGUCACCAUGACGCUUCACAUCCAUAGCCUACCUUCAGCAUGACAUUUUAUACACUAGCCUACAUUGUUAUUUAAUAAUUAAACAUUACAUAUUUAGCGUUAACUGAUCUUCUGUAACAAUCUUUUGACCGUAAUUUUUGGUUUGUACUUAAAAAGACGAAAAUACUUAUUGAAUUCUUUUGUAGAGUUGUCGAAUCCUUUUAAAAUUAUCGGAUCUAGUAAGCGGAUAGCGUAGUGUUAUUUGUUAUCAAUAUUUUAUACUUACCGCAAAAGGCAUAAAAUAACAAAAAAAAUUGUAAAUAUGUAUUAUAGAUUAAGAGUAAGAUUUAUUUUCCUAAGUACAAUAUUCGACUCAUGUACCUUAUAGCCUUUGUUAAUGUAAAGUUUUUCUUUGUUUUUUACUUUUUUAUGAAGCUUAAAGUGUGUGAUUUUGGAAUCCUGUAGUAAAAUGUUUUUACUUUACAGCAAGCAAAUGUCAUACUUUAAUUUACAAUGUACGUUUUGUUUUAUACUUGAUCCAACCUUUACAAGAUAAACGAGGAUUACAAUCAAAAGAUUUAAUGUACAAAUUUUAAGCUGCUGUGCUGCUUAAAAAACCUAACUCAUAAUAAUUGUUAGAAAGCUUCAUUUUCUCCUUCAUCCAUUAUAUUGUGACCACUUAUUUCGCUACAUGGUAUAUAGUUUGGGGAUUUUCAUUUUCUGUAAAGAGAUUGUCAAGUAUCGUAUAAGCUAAUAAACCUAGAAACUUGUACUUAUAAGGUACCAAUGUGCUAGAUUACAAUAAUUGUAUCGCAAUAUUUUACUUUAUGAUAACAAUCUGUAAUAUCGGAUUUGAGUUUGUUAAUUUAGUUACAUUUGUGUUUGAGGUAUUGCUCAAUGUCUAGUCUGUAUUUAAUUUCUGCAAGUCCAGUGAAAAAGCAGACCUUUGAAGAUUUUUGUUUCUUCAGCCAUUGAAGAACUUUCAUAUUGACCUGAUAUUUUACUUUUAUACUCGAGUAAAAUAUGCAUACUAUUUUGUCGUGCAAAAUAAUUAUCCUUGGUUCCGUUUCAGGAACCUGAAAAUAUUUUUAUUGGUAGCUCCUAAAAGCCUAUGUAUUGUUGAAGAAUAAAUAUACAUAGAAUAAAUUUUCUGUGGAUAUAUGUUAAAUUUGUAGUUUAUAUACCUAUGUUCCGUUCCAUCAGUUUUAAGUUAGAUUUUUAUUGGUAACAGGAAGCCACUAAAAAGUGUCUUGUUGUAUAGCAAUGUAUUUUCAGAUUUGUUGUUAAAUAAAGAAUUUUUGAUAAGAAAUGUAUUAGUUGUCAUUGAUCUGA
This is a messenger RNA of Macrosteles quadrilineatus (aster leafhopper), 3652 nucleotides long. Its product is annotated as mitogen-activated protein kinase kinase kinase 13-like. Lineage: Eukaryota; Metazoa; Arthropoda; Insecta; Hemiptera; Cicadellidae. The transcript is spliced from 14 exons. The coding region runs from base 123 to 2339 and encodes 738 amino acids. The record is from RefSeq and is a predicted model, not a curated record. Gene Ontology annotation, molecular function: JUN kinase kinase kinase activity; ATP binding. Gene Ontology annotation, biological process: protein autophosphorylation.